Gaeumannomyces tritici R3-111a-1 is the source of this 1987-nucleotide messenger RNA. RefSeq lists its product as hypothetical. NCBI's taxonomy places the organism in Eukaryota, Fungi, Ascomycota, Sordariomycetes, Magnaporthales, Magnaporthaceae. Gene Ontology annotation, biological process: regulation of transcription by RNA polymerase II. The transcript is spliced from 2 exons. The record is from RefSeq and is a predicted model, not a curated record. Gene Ontology annotation, molecular function: transcription coregulator activity; RNA polymerase II cis-regulatory region sequence-specific DNA binding. The coding region runs from base 168 to 1181 and encodes 337 amino acids. Gene Ontology annotation, cellular component: core mediator complex; mediator complex.
GGAAGAGGAAGCUCCUCCAGCUCCGACCGAAACAAAUCCAAGAUUCAAGGCCCAGAUCGCAGCCAAUUCCUCCAACUCUGCGCCCGCGGCCUCCUCCUUCGAUCCGUUACCUGCGCAAAGCCGUCUUUCUCUGUGCGCGGCCGCGAGCGCCAGCCAAGCCAGUCACCAUGGCGUCCCUCCACAUGUCGCAGGAGGACCUCAAGUCGCUCGAGUCGGCGCGCCAGAAGCUCGCCACCCUGGUCGCGAGCAUCGCGAGCAUGCGGGACGGCAUCCUCCAGAGCAACCCGCUCCCCGCGCCCACAUCCCUCGAGACGUCGGCCUUUGUCCUCCAAAAGAACGUCGAGUCGUUCCUGCGCGUGGCGACGGACAACGACGAGCUGUUCCGGCGCGUCGUGGUGCACCCGUCGACCAACUUCCCGGGACGGCAGUACGAGGGCAUCCUAGGCCAGCUGCUGCGCAAGAAGCUCGAGCCCGACGUCGAGACCAGCGUCGAGGACGCGCGCGCGGCGGCGGCGGCCGCGGGGCUGGGCCCGCACAGCUUCCUGGACUCGGACGGCAGCGGCGGCGGCGGUGGUGGGGGCAAGAGCGGCGGCGGUGGGGCCAACGGGAGGGGGGGCCGUGGCCUCUACGGGGACGACGAAGACGAUGACGAGGACAGCGACGACGACGACGACGAAGACGAUGACGACGAGGGCGGCUACCGCGGCCCCGAGGACGACGACGACAUGGACGACGACGUGGACGCGGCGGCGCGGCGGACGCGCGAGCCGCUGGGGCUGGGCGACGUGUGGCUCGACGCGCGCGUGUGGGUCGGCCGCCGCAUACAGGAGUUCGUGACGCGCGAGGACGGCAUGGUGUACACGCCGCAGGAGCGCGCGGGCGGCGUCGACAAGGUCCGCACGGGCCUGCGCCGCGCGCUGCCCGACGUCGUCGACGGCGACGAGGAUGACGAUGAAGACGACGACGAGGACGAGGAUGUGCCGCUGCAGAAGCAACAGCAACAGCAAAAGACGGCGGCGACGGCGGCGGCGGCGGCGGUGGCGCAGGGGGGGCCCGCGGUGGACCCGGAGGUGGUGAUGUGGUUCAUGGCGAGGGGGGAUAUGAACCUGCCACCCAACGUGGAGAGGCUAUCGGAUAUCGUGCUCGACGGCGGGAAGCGGCAGAGGAGGCCGCCUCAGUGACCAUUGUUUGGCCUUGGGUGCGACUCUGCCUCCAGGUUUCCCAUUUUGCAUAUAUGGUAUUGUACAAGGUCUGUUGCAUGAGGCUAUCGACUAACGCUAUCUUUGCUUCUCCCUUUGGCCCUGGCGAGUCACCGAAAUGUGAAGUUGGUUCGGUAAACACACAAACUGCCACUUGAUGGAAGCUGCCCAUGCACAACACACUUCAGCGCUGCAAGUCCGUAUCUGUCGAGCCAAGCCCCAAGCUGCCGACGGCCUUGUGAUGAUGGCCUUCCCGUCGCGUUUGCUGCUCGUCCUAGGGUAUUUGGUCACCUAGCUCCCUCGCCGCACGCUUGGGCGACCUUGUGGCGCCGUGAUAGGGGUUGCCGGCGCCCGUGGACGAGGUGUGGUGGUGGCGGCGCCGGCGGGGAGGAGGAGGGGCUGCUACCGCCGCCCUGGAUCGGGAGUGGACUCGGGCUGUGCUGGCGCUGAGGCGGCUCGAGGUGGAGCUCGUGUCGGGAGCAGGCGCGUGUCCAGGGCCGACAAGGUGGCCUGGUGCGCGCGCCUGGAGGAGCUGCUGAACGGCCAGGCGUGGCGGCGGCACCGCGUCGUCGUCGUUGCGGUUGAGAAGGUCAAGGGGCUGAGGGCGAGGGCUAGGAGGGGGCAUUUUAUACCACCCGGCCUGGUGCCACCGUAAACUGGCUGUGGUCCCUGUGGUGCUGAUUCGGUAGUUGUGGCUGACCGAGUUAAUUUAGCCGGCUCAAGUGUAAGAUGAAAGCAUGAUAUAUUCUUCAUCGUGUCCCCACCCGACCGAGUCCAACUUCCAUUUU